AUGUCUGAGUUGGCGCCGUCGAAUGACAAGGGCUACAAGGGUCAACUGGCUUUCAUCGAGUUCACCACGGAGUAUCGAUUGCCUAGACACAUUCACAUGAGUCUCGACAAGACCAAGCUCAUCGAUGAAAGGAUCAUGAUCUUGCGUGGUGUAGGUCUGGUCGAGAUGGCGGGCGAGUAUUUCGCAGUGGCGCCCGGGUCCUUGGUCACCACGGUUGGCGGUGUCCCGCACACCUUCACGGCCUGUCCGGCGGGAGUCAAACUGCCUGAUGGCAGUGUUUCUACUGGGUCUUUCUUGAUGGUCUACGACCUUUUAUCCCACUUCGUCCACAAAGCUUGUCAAAGAUCCUGCGCAGCAUGA
Fulvia fulva is the source of this 360-nucleotide messenger RNA. RefSeq lists its product as uncharacterized. The record is from RefSeq and is a predicted model, not a curated record. Lineage: Eukaryota; Fungi; Ascomycota; Dothideomycetes; Mycosphaerellales; Mycosphaerellaceae. The transcript has a single exon. The coding region runs from base 1 to 360 and encodes 119 amino acids.